AUGGUUAGUAAGGCAAUUAAGAGAGCAUUUAUUUCUGGAAUAACCAAGGGAAUUGGUAAAGAGUUAGCAGUGGGUUUGAGAAAACGUGGGUAUAAGGUGUAUGGAACCUGUCUCCCCAGCGAACAGUGGGAAGCCAAGAACUUGGAAGAUGUAUAUGGAAUUAAAAUAUUUGCGCUAGACGUGAGUAAAGUAGAAGAAAUCGAGAAGCUCGCUAGCUCCAUUGAACAGGAAAUCGAUGGUCGCAUUGACUUUUUGUACAAUAAUGAAAGUGUGGUGAUCGGAGGACCUGCUAUCGAAACUCCAGAUAAGGAUCUCGAGCAAAUAUUCAAGGUGAAUGUCUUAGGGAACAUAUACCUCACCAAGCACCUCUCCAAGUAUGUUAUACAGGCCAAGGGAAUUAUUGUGUUUAGCAGCUCUGCCACUGCUAGGCUGCCUGUUCCCUGGAUGUCUGCAUAUGGAGCUUCCAAGGCUGCAGUUGACCAAUACGCAUUAAUCUUGAGAUCCGAGUUGAAGCCCUUCGGAGUUCAAGUCCACAGUGUAAUAAUUGGAAAUAUCUCGUCUUCCUCAUCUCACCAUGGCAUAGUUACCAAUUGUGUAAGAGGACCACACUAUGCAGUAGACGGCAUAUAUGAGAGUUUCAAGUCCAUCGGUGAAUAUACAGAAAGUGUCAACAUUUCGCCUAGGGAAGCAUCGGAGAACAUAUUGAAUAAGAUCUUGAGUCCGUGGUCAUACCCGGGGUUUAACAUAUUUACUGGCGCAAGAGCGUAUCUAAGCCAUCUCUUUGUUAGAUACUUACCAUUAUGGUUAGUGGAAUAUGGAGUCGCAUUUCAAUUCCGCCUCUUUAAAGUCUGGACUGGGGUCAGAAGGAAGAGAAGAGCUGCCCAGGUAACCUGA
Molecule: messenger RNA, 894 nt
Organism: Dujonia railenensis
Lineage: Eukaryota; Fungi; Ascomycota; Pichiomycetes; Serinales; Debaryomycetaceae
Source: the annotation of a GenBank genome assembly